CAAGAGCGAAGUCAGCCAGUCCCAGACCGACAGCUAAGCUAUUUCCAUGGAAACGUAUUUGGUUCUUGUUGCCCUGCUGCUGCUCACCUGCAGUUGCACAGAUGCCAGCCCGCAGGACUUGGAGAGCAGCAUGCUGCUGGCCGCUGCCCAGCUGAAGCAGCUGGUGGAGAGUGGUGCCGCGGCACGUAACGAGCACAGCAUCGAGGUGCUCGGCCAGAAGAUGGGUGGGGCGACAUCGUUUGGCUUUGGCGAUGCGUUGCGACCAGGAGCUGGUCGUCGCCGUCGGCGGACUGCCCGUUGGCAAACGCAGCUGACCCUGAUGCCUCGACCUGAGCUUAGCAAAAUAAAUGCAUAG
Molecule: messenger RNA, 355 nt
Organism: Drosophila hydei
Lineage: Eukaryota; Metazoa; Arthropoda; Insecta; Diptera; Drosophilidae
Exons: 2
Coding region: 47-355 (102 amino acids)
Source: RefSeq, a predicted model, not a curated record